CAGAGUUAUCAAAGGCUUUCUUUGGAAAUAACCAGCUUUUAGCAAUGAGGAUCAGCUUAGGACAAUUAUAUGAACAUUAGGUUGUAACUUCUUAGACUGUUUAACUGAAAUUUUUAGCUAGGAUGAGCAAGGAAACUUAAUGUAGAGCUCUGGAUAAACUAACAAUUGCAAGUACUGCUAAUAAAAUGGGGCAGUGUGCAAAUGUACAUUAUUCAAAUGUCAUGUUGGUUGCUGUCGACUGUUCUAAAUGCUCACCUGGAGCUUGUCAUUCCCCUGCAACUUAACAAGCCUUAUUUCCUUUAUAAAAAUUUUAAUGAGGUUCUUCUUUGGAGAUUAGCCUUCCAGUAAAGUUUAAGCCUAACAUUACAUCAAGACUUUACAGGAAUUCAAUUGGGGAAAAAAAAUUUAAAAACUUAGUAUCACUCUCCACAUUUUAGUAAGUACUCUUAUCUUUUUAAGUAUGGGAAAAGGAAGAGAAUCUGUUUGGAAGAAUAUCCUAUUGUCCACCAAGACCUUCAUAGUGGAAAUAUGUUGUUUUGGUACCUCAAAACUGUUCAAACAAGUGCUUUUCAGUCUGAGUGCUUUUGAAAUGCUUCACCCCUGCAUCCCUGUCCUGUAAGAAAAUAUUUUCAUUUUUCGAGUCCUUCUGUCAAAGGGCAGAGAAGGACUUACGAGCAAAAAUGUACUUCAUCUUGGCAAAGCUGGGAACUGUGAAAGUAUUUAAAGCCUCAAUUAGUGCUAUCUUGCUUGAUUAGGAGUUGGAUGUCAUUUGUAACUUAGUCUCCUGUUCUUGUUGCUAGCUUAGGCAUCAGAAGAUUCACAGGUGUUGAGUGUCACUGUAGCAUCACUGCUUGUAGAGGGCCUAGACUUCUGUUGUGUUGGAUAGACAAAACAUCAACCUUUUCACAUGUGCUGCUUUAUCAGGUUGCUGUGAACUGAUUUUGGCCCUGAGUGAAAUGCUCUGCAGUGUUCAGUUUGAUUACCCUGAGGCCAGAGGACAAAAGCUUUCUCUGGAAGCCCACGUGACAGGAGGUGAGAAGGCUGCUCUUGAACAGCUGUGGUGGGUUGGCCUUGGCUGGACACCAAGUGCCCACCAAGCUUUUCUGUCGUUCCCUUCCUCAGCAGCGAGCAAUGCCUGGCCGCUUCCCGGGAAGCAGGGCUUCAGCAUGCGGAGCAGCUGCUCCAGAGGCAAACUCCUGGCACUGAUUUCAAGGCCUUUCCACUGUGGGAAAGCUCCUGAGCAGUUCACUCCUGGGCUGGGUCGAGCUGGCUGUGACAGCGGGUUUGGAACUGCCACUGUCCCCCCUGGUCCCGCCUGCCCCGAGGCACAGCUGCCCCGAGGCACAGCUUCAAGGCUCCGGUGCUUCCCGUUCGGAUGGGGGCUCUGGAGUGUCUGUGUCAGCACUAAUUAUGUGGUCUUGCUGCUUUAGGAAAGCUCCCUGUGGUCCCUCAGCACAAUCCAUGGCUCCUGAGCACUGCUGGAGCAGCUCAGCCUGGAGACUGUAGAGAACAAGUAAUUUCCCUGGGGAAUUCCUGUGGAUGUGUGUGUUCUUCUGUGGUUUGUGGUUAACUUCAUGUGUACCAAUGCCACUAGUGGAUAACUAGAGUAUUUUAGGUGCUGUUCUUUACAGGACUGACUCAAAAAAAAAAAAAAAAAAAAGAGAGGAAAAAAUAGAUUACAGAAUGGCUGAGGUUAUGUCAGACUGCCAUAGAUAAUGCUGCUCCUGCUCUGAGGUACUAAUCACAGCUGGUGUAUUGGCACCCACAUGGAAAGAAAUCAUAUGCCAAAAUAGUGUUUUGAGCAGUGAUUGUAAUGUAGCAAUUCUCAUAAUAAAAUAAAACUGAUUGGUCUUCUUGAAAUUAUUUUGAGUAUUAUUAGAGGAGGAGAAAGGAAAUCCGGAAUGCUGACGUUUAAAACUGUGGUUAAACUUGCAACAGACUGUAGUGAUAAGGGAAUAUAGAGAGAGUAGACUUCAUGUUUGCCAAGAAUUUGGUGUUAGCUUAAUCUUUUGAAUUAUACUGAAUAAUUCAAGGAGAGUUAAGCAAUAAUAUAAAGAAAAGGGAAGCUUUAGAAAGUUAACUUGAAAAGGGGGGAAGACACAUAACUAGGGGUGUAGAGGAGAAUGAAGUAUAGGGCAGGAAUUUGAACACUUCAUGUUUUGUGCUCGAUGCAGCCUUUCCAUGCAAUCAGAACUCAAUGUAAAAAAUAUAUUAACUGAAACCUAUAGGAACAGAACUGCUCUUUGAAAAGGAGCUACGCUGAACAGCUGAGUAAAUCAACGGCAAUAAUUUUCAUCUGAAAAAGAUCUGACAAGGGGACAUGGGCUCAAGCUCUGCCAGGGGAAGUUUAGGUUAGAUGUUAGGAAGAAAUUCUUUACAGAGAGGGUGAUCAGGCAUUGGAACGGCCUGCCCAGAGAGGUGGUGGAUUCACCAUCCCUGGAAGUUUUUAAAAAGAGAUUGGACAUGGCCCUUAGUGCCAUGAUAUAGUAAUUAGAGUUGGAUCAGGGGUUGGACUUGAUGAUCUUGGAGGUCUUUUCCAACCCAAUCUAUUCUAUGAUUCUAUGAUUCUAUGAAUUCAGGAUUUAUUUUGCCUUUUGUAGGAGUGUUAUCAUGAAAAACAGAUUUGGAUUGUUUUUUUCCCCCCAUAACUGUUUUUUAUUAGUGUUUGUUGUCUUUGGAUGUUUCAGAAGAAAGGAUUUUAAUAUUCAGCUUUGACAUGUGAAAAACUUCAUUUCAUAUGACCUUACUCCUACAUGGAUUCUGUGCCUUAAACUGUAAGUAGAGAUGGGAAGUUUUUCCAUAAUCUUUCUGCCUUUCAGGAACAAGGUAUAUCUACAAAUAUGUAGCACCUUUAAAUGUGUAACUUCAUUUACUGUGAAUGAUGCAAAGUUGAGAACUAAAAAACCCAAAGAAUACAUCUGCCUUUACAGACAUAUCUAUCUAUCUGUAUAUCUGCCUUUACGUGUGUAUCCAUAUAUACAUGUGUGUAUACCUGUACAAGCUAUGUUAUAUACACACAACCUCUUAGAAAAAGUAGUGGUAUCACGUAUGAAUUCAGCUUGCUGAUUAAGGGGAGCAGACAGUCUGGGCUGGAUUAUUUUUGGUCUUUCUGAUGUAUAGCUCAGUUAUUAGCUGAAGAGAAUCCUCGGAUUAAAUGUGCUUCUGACACAGAUUCCACUUUACAGCCCAUGUGGGCUGUGAUGCGUUAGGAAAUCAGCACAGACCAGCUUUGAUUUGUGUAUUGCUGUAGCUAACAAAGAAAUGAGUUAACCUGUAGGACCUUUCCAGCUGGAUUGCUUCAUGGUAAUUACUUUUUUCUCUCUUCCUUUUUUUUUUCCUUAAAUUGAAAGUUGGAUAUUUCUUGUGCUGCAGCAGAAAUCCCAGCAACAGAAGAUCAGUGCUGUGGUAUUACAGAUUCUCCCAGCAAUCACAGGCACGGUAGCUGAAGACAGACCCCAAGAGAUGAGUGCCCUACUGCCUGGGACAAGUUGCUGACAAUAAGAAACUGCUGAAGUGAGAGACAAUGUAAAGUAGGGGUUUUAUGCAAGAAAAGGGUUAAGGGGAUUUGUUCUCUUCUCCCUGGUAAUGAGUAGUUCUAAGGUUAGGUUUCUGCGGAUUAGAAAGGAUAGGAUGUCCAUAGAUUAGCCAGGGCAGUGAGGUUACUUGCUCUAUGAACAUCCAGCAAAUACUCUUUCCUUCUGGAAAUUCUGCACGAGCUGAACAUGGCGUGUUCUGUGGUGCCUGCAGGUAAGCAAAUAUGCACUGAACCCACUCUACUGCAAGGAUGCAUUUCCCCCACGCAGCUGUGAAAUUAAUUAGCUUUUCUCAUAGCUAUGAGAAAAAACUAAACUUGUGAUAUCUGUUUAAUUCCCAUUAGCUAAAUAGUAGAGGAAUGUAUGAAAGGGGAGUAGGAGCUUGAAAGAGAAUUUUUUCCUCCCUCCUAAUCUUCACGAAGUGUUCUGACUGGAAUGCCAGGUGUUACACAUUACUGAUACAUUUUGCCAAAAGAAGGUUCACUUCUUAACUGUACUUGUUUUUAGAAGCAGGUUAGGAAACUACCUGUUCUGGUAGGUUGGGAGAUAAUGUAGAUGAAAGAUACGUGACGGAUACGGGACUGUAAGACAAAUCCUUUCUUUGAACUACCUAGGUAUGUACUUCUAAGCUGAUUUAGUGUCAGUGUGGUGGUUGUUUUUAGGGGGGUUUUGGUUCCUCUUCAGUGAGCCCAGGCUGUUGGCAGUGAGCAGCUGGAAGCAGAGCUGGCUGCCCCUCAUGGCAGUGUGCGCUGCCCCCAGCUGUUCUCUGGGUGCUGCCUUUAGGAAGUGCUGUUUUAGUGGCGUUACCCGCUGCAAACAAGGGGCUCUCACCACCACUGCAGCUGCCAGGUUUGGUUCAGGGAGAGGCACCAGGAAUCACUACUGAGUGGAUCUGAUUACAAAGAGUAAUAGCAUAAAUUGUUCCAUCAGGAGCCUUAUGUAUGCAGGCGUGAUUCUGGGAGAUCUCACAGGAUGCCUUACACGAACAUAACAUUUUUAGUCUUCUCUUCCUAACUCUACCACCUCCUACUUGUGUUAAGUGGUUCUGGGGUCAAGAUGAGGAUAUGCAGUUUCAAAGUACAGGUCUAUAUCUUUGCUUAAAAUUUGUCAACUUAUUCCACUAGUAUUUAGGGUUACUGUUGUAGCUAAAAUACUUUCAAGUCUCAAAAAGUAUACACAAAGCAAGAUGGUUCUUUACACUGACUAGAAAAGGAAGCUGACAGACUUCAGUGGUGAGACUGGCCUAAUUACAUUUAUUUAAUGCAGAACAAAAGUCCUGAACAAGCCAUGUCAUUUGAGGUGCUGAAUAUCUCUUAUCAUGUUUUGCCUACUCAGUUUGCUGAAUUACAGUGGCUUAUUUGGAAAAAAAGGUUUCUCAGGGUGUUCCUUGCCCUCAAGCUAAUUUGCAGCCUUCAAUAUGCCAAAUCAUUAAUUUUGGCAAAUUUAAAGGUAGGAGUAAUUUUCCUUGUUAAAAGUGCUCAAUAACCUUGCCAAGCACAUUAACCAAACAAGUUCCCAAGAGUGGGGGGUGGUGUUCUGGAUGUCAGGUUCCAUGGUGGUGUCUCCUUUAGAGGCUCCACGAGGUGCAAAAUAGUCCAUUGAAAGACAAUUCUGAAAACUGUAUUAAAAACAGGGCUUGGGCCCCCUUGCACCUCUAGCCUUGUAUCAAUAGGAGCUUCUGACCUGUCUGACAAAUAGGGUCAAGCAGUUUCAUAUUCUGCUGCUGAAGGAAGCCCUGUGGCCCAAAAUUAGGAUCACUGAUGUUUGUAGACAUGAGGUGACUGACUCAUUUAGACUCCAAGUUCUGGUACACUCAGCAUGGAUAUCCAGUUCUGUCCCUAAUGACAGGCAAAAAGAAAUGUCUUCUAUUAAUGAGCAUCAUUAAUUGCUUGCAAUAUGUGUGAAUGGGAAGGACCUUCUACUGGCUGGAAGAUUAGUCAGGUAAGCCUUUUAGCAAGAAUUUCCAUCUAAUUUAUUUAGAUCCCUGGAUGAGGAGACCCUGAGCUCUGGCCUUAUAGUCUGCAUAGAUAAAAGUCUUGGGAAAGAAAGACACAGCAGUAAUUGUAAGUUUGUUCGAACUCUGACCUUUGUCCUUAAGCAAGCAAUCCAGGAGGUCUCUUUCUAAGGCACAGAAACCAGAUAUUAUUCUUCUUCUCUUCUGGUAAUGACUUUUUCAUCAUCUGCUGCUACUGACAGCUUCUGAAACCAGGCUUCACAGUUGGAAGCUGCUUCCCUUUUGCUGUGUGAAAAUAUGAAACUGUUGCUAAUGUAUGACUGAGGUGAGCUGUGUUGUUAAGAACUUGAUAGAUUUUGAUGUUUAAAUGCUGCCUCUGUUAGUGAGAGCAUAAACUCUGUAGUUUAAGAUGACAGCAAUGGAUGGAAGGGUUACUACAUGUUCAUUAUUAUCCCUGGCAGCUAUCCCAUAGCUGUACCCAAAGGGUUCACCCAACAAGGCAAGUAAUCACCUUUCUGUAGUUUUCCCAGUUUUUCUGGGAAAUCUGAGGUCAACUUGCAAGACAAACUGUGUCUAAAACUUCUAAAGACACUCAAGUUUACCAGAAGCUGUAAUACUCUAUGGAAAAAAAUUAAUUCCUUGAGUAUUUUAAAGAGAAAACAAUACUGUUAGUAUUUUAGCAGAAUCUGAAGUGUUUUAGCAUCUCCAGAAAUGCUGUUCUUUGUCUCUGAUUAAGAAACAGGCUUUCAUGACUAGAUUUAUAUGGCCUGCUUUGUUAAAUCCAUCAUUAGGCAGAUCAACUAAGCUUAACAAAGGGGAAGGCAAACUCUUAAAGGAAAAGAACUCAGACCACUGAAAAAUAUUAAAUCACUGCAGCUCAAACCUCAGUUGUAUUGGGGGAGGAUUAAACUGUAUUUUUGUGAGUCCUUGGAAGAAGUAAUCAUGAUUUUAAAAGCAGUCUCUGGAUUAGAAUUUCAAUAGAUGUAUCAGUGUAGAAGUAUCUUGAAAUGAAUUGCCCAGACUCAGCAAUAAAAUGUUUGACUUCUGAUUUUUUUCCUCCCUUAAUUCCACUGCUCUUUGAAGGCAGUUUUAUGAUUUAACAGGAGAGAGAGGAAGCAUGUUCUAAAAAUAAGUAUUGCGUGCAGUAAAAGUGACAGUAAUGCCUCCUGCUUUUGUAAGCAGAUCAAGAUAAUACUUUUCCUGCUUGUACCUUUGCUGUUUUCUGUCCACAGAGCAAUCUAGGGGAAAAUGGCUGCCUUUUUACUCUACUAGUCCAGGAGAUGAACUACUGUCUAUUUAACAGAGCUUGAGAGAGCGUUCCCUGUGUCACACUGUGGUUCACUGUUGGCUGCAGUGCUCAGAUACCUGAUGUUACAGCUGGUUUAACUUGUAGUCUGAAUCAUCUCCUGAGUGGCCACUUGAAAUGUUUAGCUCUUUACGAGUAAUCUUACAAUACUGGUAAUCAUGGCAAUAAAUUUGUAUCAAGUGUGAUUUGAAGUUGGGUCAGCUAGAACGUACUGAAGAUUCUGGAUGCUCUGGGGUGUAAAUGCACCGUAUGGUGUUCCCUGGGGAAUUUCCAGACUUGUUUCAGAAGAAGAGUUCAGAGAAUUUCCCGUAGCAAUCCUGGACUGCGUUGUUUGUUAUGAACAGCAGAUUGCAGAACUUCUUUCCAUUUUUAGUCUAAGGGAACAUUAUAAAUUAGUGAUAAGUUGUCCCAGAAUUUUAAGGGAGGGAAGGAAUUUGGACGAAAUUUUAGGAGGCUUAUAUUUUAUGUGUGAAAAGGUCAUGCGACAUGGAUACAGAUUAAUUACUAAGUACUGGCUUCCCUCAUCACCUAAAAAUGCCGAUUUUAAAAUUUGAAGAAAAAAAAAAAGGUAGUUACAUGCUGCUUUUUAUAAUGAAAGAAAAUAGUGACACUUUCUUUAGAUCAGCAAAUAACAUCUUUGAUUCCAUCUCUAAAAGUAGCAACUGAUUAUAAAUUGCCUGAGAGAGAUGAUGAUACCGGUAAGGUAAGGAGUGUGAUUUUUUAUUUGGUUUUGUGUUUUUUGAGUUUUAAUUCACUGUGAGAAAAACAAAUCCUUCAGAGACCUUAAACUCCAACAGUGAUAGAGGCAGAGAUCCCUUUUUUCAAAAUCAUGUCUUUGCUCAAUGAAAAUUCAGUAGAAACUCCAUAAUCUUUCAGUUUUAAUAUUGUGUCAAUAACAAGAGGAAUUAAAUGUAAUAUGGUUAUUUUCUAAGCUAUAUUGAUAUAAAACAAGUUUUAAGUAUUUGGAAAAAAUUGAAACUUUCCAUGGUAGUGCACUUAAAAAACUGGAGAACAGAAGAUGUACCAAAAAGCUUGCUGCUUUAGAUGACUUAAUGAAGCAAGCAAACGACAAUUCCCUAAAGGAAAGAAAAUGCCAUAUUGCAGUGGAGGUUUGUCCGUCUGCACAGUGAACACUGCUGAACUUACAGGUGGGACUCAUGUAUUUAAUUUAUUCUUGCAACCUGUUGUGCACUUUAAAUAUCAAUGAUUGCCUCUCCUUGUUUGAAAUUCUGCUUUCUUGUCAGUCUAAAAUACCUGACAGGAUUCUGACGUGUGCUCUUCUCCCUAGUUCAGCAUCUCCCUUUGUGAAACCCGCGUGGCGUGAAUGCCGUGUUCAGAGAGGGGGGAGUCUCCUUGAAUAAAGGAGAAGAUGGAGGUGCCAACAGUCUGCAGUAAAGAUAAUGGUGUAUCUCAUGUUCUGACUCUAGUGCUGCAAGAACUCAGCUUGCUCUGUAAGAGAGAUGUCAAUGGCGUUGGCACGUUGUACGACCUGCUCAGAUCCCGCUGGCUGCAAGCGCUUUUAAAGAUUUAUGAAUGCCUCCAGCACUAUCUUGGAAAAAGACCAGUUCCUGUCACGCUGCAGGCACGGGCAUUGAGUCGCGAGGUGGCAGAGUUACUGCGCGAGGCCCCUCCGUGCGGGGAGAUCAAAGAGCUGAGACGGCUCCUGCGCGCUCCACACUUCAAGGCAUUGCUAUCUGCUCAUGAUGCUGUGGCCCAGAAAGAUUUUGAACCAACCCUUCCACCACUGCCAGACAACAUACCUGAAAAUGAAGAAGCUAUGAGGAUUGUCUGCUUAGUGAAGAACAACCAGCCUCUGGGUGCCACCAUUAAACGCCAUGAGCUGACAGGGGACAUCACGGUUGCCCGUGUGAUCCAUGGUGGCCUGGCAGACAGAAGUGGGUUGCUGUACGCUGGAGACAAACUGGUGGAAGUAAAUGGAGUUCCUGUUGAGGGACUUGAGCCUGAGCAAGUUAUUAAUAUUCUGGCCCUGUCUCAGGGGACAAUUAUGUUCAAAUUAAUUCCAGUUUCUGAUCGGCCUGUCAGCAACCAAACAACACUUUACGUGCGAGCAAUGGCAGAUUACUGGCCCUUGCAAGAUCCUGCCAUACCAUGUGCUGAUGCAGGUUUGCCUUUUAAGAAGGGUGAAAUACUCCAGAUUGUGGAUCAGAAUGAUGCUCUCUGGUGGCAGGCCAGGAAAGUUUCAGAUCUCAGUGCCUGUGCUGGACUCAUACCCUCAAAUCAUCUUCUGAAAAGGAAGCAGCGAGAAUUCUGGUGGUCUCAGCCCUUCCAGCCCCAUCUCUGUCUCAAAUCAUCAAUGUUAAGCACUGUGGAAGAAGAGGACGACAUGCAGAUUGACGAGAAGUGUGUGGAAACAGAAGAGGAAGAAUUUGGUGAAUUUGGUCAACGAGUCUUUAUUGCUGGUUUCCGCAGGAGCCUGCGCCUGUGCCGCAGGAAAGCCCGGGCCAACCAGCAGUCGUGUUACACGCGGUGCCCCAGCAGCUGCUGCAGCUCCUUUGCAGCUCCCUAUGAGGAGGUGGUCAGGUACCAGCGGCACCCAACGGACCGCAACAGACUCAUCAUACUCGUGGGUCCCCCAGGAGUUGGUGUGAAUGAACUGAGGCGAAGGCUCAUCACAAGUAACCCACGAGAGUUUCAAAGUGCCAUACCUCACACCACUCGUGUUCAGAAAAGUUAUGAAAUGAAUGGUCGGGAAUAUCACUACGUAUCCAAGGAAACUUUUGAAAACAUGGUGUACAGCCACAGAAUGCUGGAGUAUGGGGAAUACAAAGGGUACCUGUACGGUACCAGUAUUGAUGCCGUGCGAACAGUCCUGGAGGAAGGGAAGAUCUGUGUCAUUGAUUUAGAACCACAGGGCAUACAAUUAGCCCGGACUCAUGAGUUAAAGCCCUACAUUAUAUUCAUCAAGCCACCCAGCAUAAGCUGCAUGAGGCAGACCCGUAAAAAUGCCAGGAUCAUUACGGACUACUACGUGAACAUGAAGUUCAAGGAAGAAGAUUUACAGGAGAUGGAAGAAUCGGCUAAGAAAAUGGAAGUUCAGUUCGGUCAGUUCUUUGAUCAAGUGAUUGUGAAUGACAAUUUACAAGAAGCAUCUGCACAGCUGCUGUCUGCAGUACAUCGUGCACAGGACGAACCCCAGUGGGUCCCUGCAGUAUGGAUAUGCUCAGACACUCAGCCCUAAUUCUGAGCAGGAGGCAGCUUCAGAAAGAUUACAGCUUAUGUUUUACUUCAAGAAUAAUCCUAAUGUCAGGAUUGCAAGAAUUUAUCUUUGUAUGUAAGGGAUUUGGAAGAGGAUUACGAAAGAAGCUGCUACAGGACAUAUAAUCAUACUACAUUCUGUGUAGCUCUUGAGCUUUUUAUGUUAAAGUUGUAUCCACUUUUGUACAAAAAAAAAAAAAAGGAAAUACUGUGAGCACUCAAUUACAAGAAUAAAGAAAAAUCUAUUUUGUUGGAUGU
Myiozetetes cayanensis is the source of this 10267-nucleotide messenger RNA. RefSeq names its product MAGUK p55 scaffold protein 4 (gene MPP4). Bases 8163 to 9992 code for a protein of 609 amino acids. Lineage: Eukaryota; Metazoa; Chordata; Aves; Passeriformes; Tyrannidae. The transcript has 20 exons. The record is from RefSeq and is a predicted model, not a curated record. Gene Ontology annotation, cellular component: adherens junction; plasma membrane. Gene Ontology annotation, molecular function: protein binding.